ACGAAUUGAUCGCAUCUGCGAUGUAAAAAAUUAAGUUUGGAACUUGGUAUCAUCUCCAUCCUAACAUGAUGGAGCUGAAGGUGUGGGUGGAGGGAAUUCAACGCAUUGUGUGUGGCGUUACAGAGACUACUACCUGUCAAGAUGUGGUAUAUGCACUUGCUCACGCUACAGCUCAGACAGGUAGAUUCACUUUGGUGGAGCGUUGGAGAACCAAUGAACGUUUGCUAGCACCAUAUGAGAAUCCUCUUAAGAUUUUGAUGAAAUGGGGUGAAUACUCUUCAGAAGUUCAAUUGAUUCUGAGACGAUCUACGCCAGAAAAUAACAAAACAAAUGCAUUAGCAUCACGACCAACGUAUACAUCACGUCCAAAUGGAUUACCAAUUUCAUUACCUGAGCAUGGAACAGCUACUGCUGGUAUACAGGAUGAGAGCAAAAAUGUGUCAACUACACAAAAUUCAGAUUUUGAUGAUACGCAAGGAGGAUUAGAGAGGAAUAGAGAUACAAGGAAAUCACUUACAUUUAGUGGCUUUCAUGGAGGAAUUACAGAAGGUAGCAUAGAG
Messenger RNA from Cyphomyrmex costatus, 560 nucleotides. RefSeq names its product ras association domain-containing protein 8-like. The transcript has 3 exons. The record is from RefSeq and is a predicted model, not a curated record. Gene Ontology annotation, biological process: signal transduction. Lineage: Eukaryota; Metazoa; Arthropoda; Insecta; Hymenoptera; Formicidae. The annotation marks the transcript as partial.